AUGGUGGCUGGCCAGGUUUGGCGAGCGUCUGGCCGAGGCCGUGGGAGUGGUUCUGGACGUCAAAGACCUGAACCCGAAGGAGGCGCGGCUGAUAGUGAGAGCAGCCCUGAGACAGGGGCUGUGGGCAGUGAGGGGCGUGACCGCCCGGAAGCUUUAGAAGUGGUUGAGGAUGACGAUGGGGAUCAAGGUAGUUCCACUCAUGGCAAUAGCCAUGACUCCUGGCGUGGCGCUGACGGCAGUGAAGAUCAGGGCAGAGCUGGGAAACCGACGGAGAAGAUGACAGUGCCGUCUUUUGACGGUGAAGGUGGCGAAGUGGAGCUGGGCACUUCUGCGCGGUCUUACAUGCGCAGGAUUGCUGCGUGGAACAGGUGCACGAAGCUGGCAGAGACGGAAAGAGCUUUGGCGCUCUACACGCACUUGUCUGGCAGGGCAUGGCUGUUUGCUGAAGAGCUGGAUGUGGAUCGUUUGGGCUCAUGGGACGGCAUGGCAUACUACUUGGAGUGGGUGCGUGUACGCUUCAUGGAGAUCGAGAUCAACAAGGUUGGAGCUAUCAUGAAUGAGCUCUUCCGCAAGUGCCGCAAGCGCGCCGACCAGACGGUGCGCGACUACAACAUGGAGUUUGAACGGUUGCUCCUUAGGCUGGGAGAACUCAAUUGUGAGUUACCGAACUUGGUGAAGGCAUGGCUCUAUGUGGAUAGGCUGAAGCUUUCGGAGCACGACGAAGUUGCGCUCUUGGCUUCAGUGGGCAACCAAUAUGAUCUACGAGCUCUACAACAGGCGGCCAUGAUCCAAGACCGUGGAAUUGUGGCCAAGAAGACUUGGGAACGUACUCCUGGUAGGUGGAAGUCAGUGCAUGUGACGGCGACCGGGGGGACAGAGUCAGAUCUGGAGGAAGACCCUCAGGAUGCCGAGGAGGAGGAGUCUGACGCUGAGCUGGUGGAGGAAGGGAUUGCAUCCGAGAUGCAUAGCGCAUACAUGGCCUUCCAGGACGCGAAGUCGAAAUACAGGGAAGCUUUGAAGGGCCGUGGCUUUGACAAAGAGGAGCUCAAGAAGAGGAAUGCGGAGAGGCUGAAGCUGGCCAAGGCCAGUGAGACGAAGCAUGCCCAGAUGAGCACGCACCACGUGCAGAUGUGCUACAUGGUGGGGCAUGGGGACUAUGUGCCGACCGUCGACGACGCUUUUGGAGAGCCCUUUGCCCUGGACACCAACGACUUCCUGGAGGAGCCCUUUGCUGGCGACAUCAUCUCGGGAGAGCCCUAUGACUCUGACACCAACAUCACCCUGGAGGAGCACUAUGUCUUCGACAAUGGCACCGUCUUGGAGGAGCCCUACAACGACGUCGCAGUCUUGGAGGAGAACUACGUCUCUGACACUGGCAUCAUCUUGGAGGAGCACUACGUGGGCAGCAGCGGCGUCACCCUGGAGGAGCACUACAACCAGAACAUUGACAUCGUCCCUGAGGAGCUCUAUGGCAACUUGGUGAACGAGAGUGCUGCUGGCUUCAGAGAGGUUUGGAUGACUCAGGAGGCAGAGGGCGAUGGCUCGGAGGUUGGCAUCGAGUACUGCGCCUGGGCAGAUGCGCAUGGCGUGGAAGUCGAGCUGGUGGACGAGAAGGACAGCUUCAAAUUUGGAGCUUCAAGGGUUCACUCAUCGCCUUUUGCGGUGUGGGCUCGGCUUGGAUUGGGUGGCCAUCUGAUUGCUGUCAAGGUGGCUGUGGUGCAAUGCAAAGUCCCAUUGCUUUUCAGCCGUGGGGUCCUGGCGAAGCUAGGAAUGGUCUAUCGAGUGGAAGAACAAAGAGCAGAUCUUUUGCGCCUGCGCUUGCAAAACAUCAAGUUGCAGAUGUCUGCGACGGGGCACCCAGCCUUUGUCGUUUCUGACUAUCCAGAAGACUUUUGCCCCGCGGGACAUAGCUGGACAAUUGAUCCAGAGGUCCGCGUUUUGGAGGCACCGAGCAUUGAGCAAUACAUAGCUGCUUCUUCAUCCAUUGGGGCGGGGUUUGAGAUCUGCAAAACACCACUUUUCUUCCCAAAGAAGAUUGCUUCGGAGGUUUCAAACAUGUUGAUGCACCCGGAACUCUCUCCAUCUUCCUUUUUCUUGUGGUGGAAGCGAGCAAAUCAAAGCCCGGAUUCCUGCCUGAACUUCAUGAAGCGCAUGCAGUUGCGUUCCCUGGCCUUGGCCGGAUGCAGCAUGGAGAUUUCAGCCCAUAGCGGCAUUGGGCAACGCAACAAAAGCGGCACCCUGGAAUCUCUUGACAAAGCUGCAGAACACUUGGUAAGUUCCAUGAUGAAGCGCUGGAAGGAUGUUCCAAAAGGAAUUUCCGCCCUUUUGCCGCCCUCUGUCGAGCAACUUCAACGUCAAAGUGCCGAAUUGAAUCCGGGCCUCGGUCAAGAUGCCGUGAUGGUGUCUUUUGCUAGCGCCGUGACAAGAUGCCGUGAUGGUAUGGACUUGGUGGGCAUCUUAAUCUUCACUGUUGCAUGGCACUGUCACAGCAUCAUGAAUGCAUGCUGGGGAACCAGCGCAUUACCGAAGCCAUUGCAUGCCACGGUGAAGGAUUUCAACUACAUGUUUUUGAUGAAGCAUGGCAACAAAUGUGCGAAGCAUCACCUUUUGAACAAGUUGGUGACCUGUGGAUUGGACGCAGCCGUUUUCCCAAGAGGAACCCAAGCGGCUGUGACCAGCCAGUGGGACAUCACCCUGCCCUUGGUGAUGCCCAACCAGCCGCUGUCUCCAUGGCGUAUGAAUCGUGCCGAGCUGCUGGUGGCUCUCGAUGCCUUGCAGAUCCCGGUGCAUCCGAAGUGGACGUUGCCCGAGCUCCGCCAGACCUUGAUCGAGCAGACUCGGGCGUCGGUGGACGAGACGCCCACCGCCAUGAAAGGGAUCAGCAAGCUGAGUGUGUCACAGCUGAAGAGCCGCUGCGCCGAGGAGGGGGUGAACUUGCCCGAGAGCCCCACGCGAGGCUUGAUGAUCAAGCUGCUUCGCGAGAAGGUGCAGCCGGAUGGAGAGCAGGUGGUCACGUUCGGGAAGUACAAGUCAUGGAUGUACAAAGAGGUCCCGGAAACCUACCUCACGUGGGCCAUCAAGGAGACCAAGGCAAACCCCAACUCAGGGGAGGAACUGGUGCGCCUGGCAAAUUGGGCCAAGGCCGAGUUGGAGAAGAGGGCAACAUUAGCCCGUGUGAGGGGCUCUCUGCCAGUGGAGGAGGAUCCCGAAGUGAAGGCGACCAUCACGCCGCCACCGAUGAGUGCGGCAGCCAGCUCGGCCAGCUGGUCUGUGGUGGGCUCGGCAUACACGAGCCAACGGGGAAGGAGUGCACCAUUUCCCAAGAGAGAUGCAGCAGCGAUGGACCCUGCACAGAUGGCGGUGAUGGACUUGGAGCUUCCCGAGGAGGCACAGAGCGAGCUGCUGCGAGACUUCAAAGUGAAGGCAGCGGGCAAAGGCGCCCAUCGGCGUCAAGAGACUGAGUAUGAGGAGACAAUCGGGCUUGGCACGGCGGCGGUGACCGAAGUGCUUGUGUAUAAGGACACGAUCGGGCUUGGCAAGUCUGAGAAGGGGGAUGUGACUGAGUAUAACAAGACGGUCGGGCUUGGCAAGCUUGAGAGCGACAUCACCCUUGAGGACGAGGUCGUCAAUCCUGGUGGUUUGAGAAAGUGGAUAGACUUUUGGAGCUCUGCGGAUGAGGGAUCAGGAGAUAUGAGGUCACCUCUCCAAAAGGCUCGGGACGGUCAACGUCGUCGCAAGAUGAACUCCAGCACGCGGCGCAAACUUCAACACAUGGGGGGUCAACUUUGCCAGGUGCUUUUGGCGUGUGCCGCGGCUGUCGGCAGUUUGGCAGAAGAGGUCCUCGUGGAGCCGGCUCAAGAUCUUUGGACAUGUUUUGUGUCCAACUCGCACCAGACAACACACUCAUCUGCAAGGUGUUUGGAGCUCUUUGCAGGCGAGGCGGAAAUUUCCAAAGCCUUUGCGCACCACCAACAUGGAGUCCUACGUCCCAGAGACAUCAAAUAUGGGGACGAUCUUCAUGACCCCAGUGUGCGAGAAGAGGUGUAUCGUGAGAUACAAGAUGAAAAGCCCGACCUGGUAUGGAUCGGCAUGCCCUGCACCAAAUGGCGCGCAUUUUCCCGCAUCAACUACACCAAGCAAGAGCGUCGGAGGCUGAGGCGAAAGGAGAAGGAUUUCCUUGCCAUGGUUGAUGAAGUCUUCCUUCUCCAGCGGCUCAACGGCAAGCACGUGGUAUUGGAAAAUCCCACGACAUCAGAUUUGUGGCAACAACCGGAGAUCAAGCGUUGGAGUAGUGAUGAAUUCACCCACAAGUUCUCCUUCGACAUGUGUUCCUAUGGGCUGCAGUCAGCGGUGGAGCCCGACAAGUACCUCCGCAAAUCCAUGACCCUCUUGAGCACUCAUGCAAGGUUCAAGGAGAUCCUCGAGCAAAGGUGUGGGAAUAGCCAUGAACAUGCAAGAGUACAAGGGAAAGAUACACAAAGGUCUGGUGUGUACCCAAAGGAGUUUGCAGAGAUGGUGGUGAAAGUGGUAGAGACGUUGCCACAUCAAUCGGCUUGGGUGAGCUCUAGCCAGGGUGAUGCUACAGCUGAGGUGGAAGAAGAACCAGGACGCGGUGCCUCUGAGAUUUCUUUCAAGGGAACCGCUCAUCGGGUUGCAAAGCCCACGGCCUUGCUGGACUUCAACGAUGCGGUGGCGAUUGAUAUCAUCUUCAUAGACACUAUGGAGUCAAAGAAUCACCUUGCCCUCAACAUGGUGGAUGUGGCGUCUUCUUACCAGGUGGUUGUGCCUCUAGAAAGUAGGCAUGCAAACGUGGUGGCUGAGACGUUCUACAAGUUUUGGACGUCAUGGGCUGGGGUUCCAGCCAAGCUGGUGUUGGACCUCGACACUGGCUUUCAAGAUAGCUUUUGGGAGCUCACAUCGGGAGACGGCAUCGCUAUGAGGUGUGCGGCGGGCCAAGCUCAUUGGCAAAAUGGGAUAGCAGAGCGCUAUGGUGGGGCCUGGAAGUCCGUGUGGGAUAAGCUUUGCAUGGAGCACAAGGUGAUGGAUGCUGAGCUGUGGGAGGCCACGUCGGCCGUCAAUGAGGCAAGAAACACCUUGCGCAACAAAUCUGGGUUUUCACCACGGCAGUGGGUAUUUGGCAACAAUGGACGCCUAGUGCCCGAUCCUGAAGAUAGCUCUGACACUCAGCUCAGCUCCCUGAGCCAAGUGACCUCUGAUGAGAAGAUGGCCAGAAAGCAAGCACUACGAGUGGGCGCCAAGAUGGCGUUCUUCCAUCACCAUUCGGUGGAUGCUCUGAAAAAGGCCCUACAUCACCGAUCCCGAGUACAGCCAAGGUGCCUGUUGGCUGCAGGCGAACAUCUCCGACCGGCCGAGCACGAGGAGGUGAGUGAAGCGCUGCGCAUCAAGGCAGCGUUGAACGAGAUCAAGAAUGUCAUGGACAAUGAGUUUGAGGAGGCGGUGGACGAAGAUGCCAUCGCAGAGAUGGAGGUGGAAGAUCAGACCAUGUUUGCGGCCGAGCCGGACGAAGAUGAAGGAGGCGGCCAACCCGCUUCGACAGCUUCUUCCAGUGCGAGAUUUCCAAAAUUGGAUGAGCAGCGCCUUGCCAGAGCGUUGCAAGCAGAAGAGCGCCACAGGGUUGCAACCAGAAAAGCUCAAUUUCUGGACGAUGUACCGGCCUCUGUGAAAAGGAGGGUGGGACCAGUGGUGCAAUCCCAGUUUGCAGCAAUGGCUGAGACGGCCCCACAAGAACAGUUCUUUGUCAAGAAGGUCAAAAGCCCUGAGGCUUUGGAGAAGGCGUUGGAGAAAGAGAUCCCUUGGAAUCUCAUUGAUCAGGCAGAGAAAGGACUCUACAUUGAAGCCGAACACAAACAAUGGCAAGAACAUCUAGACUUCGGCGCAGUCCGCCCUCUGUCAGUGGAAGAAAGCUUGGAAGUUGAGAAGGAGGUGGGUCGAGACCGCGUCUUGAACUGCCGUUUCCUUUAUAGAGACAAAAACAGGGCAAAGCGGCGGCAAGACCCAACAGUGCCUUGCAAGGCCAAAGCACGCCUGUGUGUGGGCGGACAGAAAGACCCCGAUUUGGGGAACAUUGAGAUGUCGGUGGAUGCUCCAACAGCAAAUCGGCACUCGGUGCUGCUGGGACUGCUCAUCGCGCUGUCCCGUGGGUGGUGCAUCGCAAUUGGGGACAUCAGAGCGGCGUUCCUGAACGGGGUAGAAGCACCCAGGAAACUCUAUUUUAGGCAACCCGUCCGAGGCAUUCCCGGACUCCAAAGCGGGCAACUGGUGGAGAUUGUGAAGGGUGUGUUCGGCCUUUCAACUUCGCCAAAGCUGUGGUGGUUGAAGCUUUCAGGCGAUUUGUUGGGGUUGCAGGUGCACUACAUGGGGGUGGCUUACAACAUUGAACAGAAUGAAAUAGACCCCUGCGCUUUUCGCAUCAUGGAUGAAGAGAGAAAGGUGUGCGGCAUGAUUUUUACGCAUGUCGAUGAUUUACUUGUCUUGGCUCAACCUGGGCUGCAUGACGAAGUCAAAAAGCAGAUUUCGCAAAGAUUUCCAGUGGAUGAAUGGGAGAGUGACAAGUUUGAAUACAUCGGCUGCGAAUACAAUGUGUCGGCCGAGGAGAUCACGAUCACCCAAACAGGGUAUGUGGAAAGUCGGCUGGAGAAAAUAGAUGUCCCCAGUCAUCUUCAAAAUGAUGAUGCAGCGCCACCUGACUUGGUAGAACGAAAUCGAACUGCCAUAGGCUGUUUGUCAUGGCUGGCCAAACAAACACGUGCAGACAUUCAGUUUCAGGUGGCUCAAGCUCAACGAGUGCAAAGCAAUCCCACAGUGGCAGAUGUCAAGGAAACAAACCAUAUCAUCAAUGCUGCGCGAGAGCACAAGCAUGAGGGCAUCAAGCUGCAACGUAUCCCGGAGGAAAACAUGAUCCUCUUGGCCUAUCAUGACGCCGCAUGGGCCAACGCUGAACUUGAAGGUGAACAAGAUCAGGAGUGGGAUGGAGCUUUUAAAAAGGCUUCUCAGCUGGCCUCUUUGGUGAUGAUAGCUGAUGAACGCGUGGUCAAGAAUCAACGUGGAAGUGCCUCCUUCAUUGAUUGGCGGAGCAAAGCCAGUUCCCGAGUUUGCAGGUCAACUUUCGCUGGUGAGACGAUGGCUUGUGGUGAAGCACUGGAAACCAGCCUCUAUCUGAGGAGCCUUUUGCUCUCCUUCUUGCAUGGCCACUUGGUGUUUGAGAGGGAUGCUGGCCAAGCAUCAGUGGAAAAGGCUUUAUGGAAACGGGUCAGUGCGGCCGGACAAACCAUGCAAGCCGCCGCUUCACUGGGUCCCUACGGACAAGCAGCUGGCCGAUGUGUUGACGAAGAAGAUGAAGCCAGCUGCAUGGUGGGCAUCAGUGAGUAUCAGUGGCGGUUGUGCUUGGCGCGCAAGUUUGAAAGGGAAGAGAGGUUUCUUUCCAAGGCAUUGGAAUACGAGCCGCAGAAUGCUUUCUACCAACAGUUGCUCACGGCACUUUUCGAAGAUAUGUCUGACAACCCGCACCGAGAAGGGGCCCAUCGUCCAGAUGUGGAGGAACCUGCAAGGGCUGCUGAGGUGUUGCCGCGACAUCCAAGAGGGGCUCGUCCACGAGAUGCCCUGAGUACGACCACACAGGCUACGCAUCUCAGCAGCCGCAGCACCACUCCCACGGAGGUUUCUGAGGUGUUGUCCAGGUCAUCGUCCAAUGAUAGCCUCUAUGUGGAUAGUGCUGCUGCGUUUGACGAGAACGGGGACAGAUGA
Cladocopium goreaui is the source of this 7764-nucleotide messenger RNA. NCBI's taxonomy places the organism in Eukaryota, Dinophyceae, Suessiales, Symbiodiniaceae. The record is from the annotation of a GenBank genome assembly.